AUGUUUUAUGAGAAAAGGAGGGAGACGGUUGUCAUGCCUGCCCACCCUGCCAUCAGUGAUGAUGAUGAGAAGGAGGAAGAUGACGAAGUGGCAGACCCUGAUUAUGUCCCACUCACCCACAACCAGGACUUUCCAGGCCCAAAUGACACUGGCCCCUGUGCCAAGAAGAAGUGCAUUCAACCUCCAGUGGAAGUUCUCCAGGACAGUGGUAGUGACAGUUUCAGUGAGGACCGUGAUGGUGAUGAUGAUGAUAAUGUGCAGCAAGCACCACAAGCCCAGAAGCAAAGCAAAUCCAGUAAGUCUGCAGCUAGGCCAACCACUUGGCACAAAGUUGACCUGAACAACACAGCCCUUCCUGAAUACCAGCACAUCCCCCCUGAAUACAUUGAUAUGCCUUUUCAGUACUUUAGAAGAUACUUUGAUGCCCAGAUGAUUAGUCAUAUCACAUACCAAACCAAUCUAUAUGCUGCUCAGAAGGAUAUGAACACCACUUUCACCACCAAUGAGAAUGAAGUAAUGACAUUUCUGGCCAUCCUAAUAUAUAUGGGUGUAGUUCAGCUCCCAUCUAUUGAAGAUUACUGGGCCAUGGAGACCAGGGUUCCUCAAGUUGCCAACCUUAUGUCAUCAAAGAGGUUCAGACUGCUGAGAAGGGUUGUCCACUUCAAUGACAACACUCAGAUUACUGAUACCUGUGACCGUUUCUUCAAAGUCCGGCCACUGUUCAGCUUCCUCACUACUGACUUCAGACGUGAGCCACAGACCCCCAAACAGUCUGUAGAUGAGGUGAUGGUUGCCUACAAAGGGAAGACAGCUGGCAACCUGAGGCAAUAUAUUAAAAAUAAGCCAGACAAAUGGGGAUUUAAGUUGUUUGUUAGGGCCUCUGAGGAUGGCUUCAUCCAUGACAUUGUGCUAUACCAGGGCAAGACCACCUUGGAUGCCCAUGAUGUACUCCUGACGAAUGAACAAAAAGUCUUGGGUGCCACCAGCCAGAUUGUCGCUGUCCUGGCCAGUACCAUGUCGUCCCCCACCACCACAGCCAUUUUUGCUGACAACAUUUUCACCAGCCUGGAGCUAGUGCGGUACCCCGAGUCCACAAUUGCAGAGAUGGAUAAAAAGGUUGUCCCUCGUGGUACUUGUGACUACGUUACCAGUGAUGAUGGAAUACUGGCCAUCAGGUGGAAGGACAACAAAACGGUCACUCUGCUGUCAACAGACAUGGGGGUGGAGCCAAUGUCCUCAGUCAUCAGGUACUGCAGUGAGACCAAGAUGAAGGAGCCUGUGAGCUGUCCAGCUGUCAUCAAGAGUUAUAAUGCUAACAUGGGGGGCAUUGAUAAAAGUGACAUGCUUGUACACCUCUACCGCACCCCCAUGAAGUCCAAGAGGUGGUAUUUGCGUCUGUUUGCGUACGUCCUUGAUAUCAGUCUCACAAAUGCAUGGGUUGUAUACAGGCGAGACUGUAAGACCCUUGGAGUGGGAAGCCAGUCUCUGAAAGAUUUCAGAAUCCAGGUGUUCAGGGGUGCCAGCAGCCAGACACAUUACUCAUCUAGCUCCAGAAGAAGUUCAUCUUCAUCUGUUGACAGCCUGACCACCACUGUUGAUGUCCCUAGACCUGUCCGGGGACACCGCAGCCACACGCCAAACGAGGCUGUGCGCUUUGAUCUGUCCCUCUUCCAUGCCCCUGUACAUGCAAAAUGUCAAACAUGCAAGUACUGCAGCAGCAAAGGCAACAUUAUCAGGUCAAAUGUGGUCUGCAGGGUCUGCAAGGUUCACCUUUGCAUGAACAGUGAGCGUAACUGCUUUAUUAGAUACCAUGACAAACUAGCAUAG
Molecule: messenger RNA, 1827 nt
Organism: Thalassophryne amazonica
Lineage: Eukaryota; Metazoa; Chordata; Actinopteri; Batrachoidiformes; Batrachoididae
Product: piggyBac transposable element-derived protein 3-like
Exons: 2
Coding region: 1-1827 (608 amino acids)
Molecular function (GO): sequence-specific DNA binding
Source: RefSeq, a predicted model, not a curated record